AUGGCAGCUCAGUCGACUCUUCGUCAUUCUGUGGAUCCUUUGCUAGCGAUAUUGGGACCAUGGGCUCGCCUCUUUCGCUCAAAAUACGAGCAAACCUCAAAAGUAACACGCCUUGCAGCUACGCUAGCUUUGCUCAUCACCAUUAUAUCUGGGGCUUAUGGAGGUCGAAUAUGGUGGAGACAAGAGUCAAGAAAGAAAGCACAGCGACAAAGACUCCUACGGCGAAAUUCUGGCUUGCGUGGAAAGGAUGGAUCGAGGACAAUAAUCGUGCCUUAUCGCUCCUCGACAGCAGAGGUCAAGAUAUAUCCCACGAGACCCAUGACUUUCGAUGCUCAUAGACGCCUGUUCCUGAACCCCCCUCGAGCGGCGCGCCUUGGAGAUGGGCAAGUUGCUGGUCAAGUUCCUCCACCAAAUACGAAGCCCGGUCUCAACAUCGCCUUCAUACACCAAUUCUUGAGUCUUCUGAGCAUUAUGGUCCCGCAUUGGAAUAGCAAAGAGUCGGGGUUACUGUUCAGCCAAGGACUAUUCCUUCUACUUCGAACCUACCUCUCGCUGGUGGUGACCAGACUUGAUGGAGAGAUAGUAAGGGAUCUGGUAGCUGGCAAUGGGAGAAGCUUCCUCUGGGGGAUUGUCAAGUGGUGCGGUGUUGGUGGCUUUGCAUCCUACACCAACGCUACUAUCAAAUUCCUUCAGAGCAAAGUAUCCAUAGCUUUCCGCACAAGACUCACUCGAUAUAUCCACGACAUCUACUUAAACGACAAUCUCAACUACUACAAGCUAUUGAAUCUCGAUGGCGGCGUUGGCCAAGGAGCAGACCAAUUCAUCACCAAUGAUCUGACCCUGUUCACCGCUUCGGCUGCCUCCCUUUAUUCGUCUAUUGGGAAACCUUUAGUCGACCUUUUCGUCUUCAACUAUCAGUUGUUCCGAUCUUUGGGACCACUGGCCCUGACCGGUCUUUUGGCCAAUUAUUUCAUCACAGCAACGGCACUACGUCGACUUUCACCACCAUUUGGGAAAUUGAAGGCAGUGGAAGGACGCAAAGAAGGAGAUUUCAGAGGGUUACAUGCACGACUGAUAGCGAAUGCUGAAGAGGUGGCAUUCUAUGGUGGCGCAGACAUGGAAAAGAUAUUCCUUGACAAAGGAUACAAAGAUCUUAAAGUCUGGAUGGAGGGCAUCUACCGUCUCAAGAUCCGCUACAACAUGCUCGAAGAUUUUGUCCUGAAAUACUCUUGGUCAGCCUUUGGCUAUCUCAUCACCUCCCUGCCCGUCUUUCUGCCAGAAUGGGGUGGUCUAGGUGGUCAUUCCGAACUCUCUCCCACAGAAACCACCACAUCCUCACCUCCCGCAAACCGCUCGCAUGGCCGCAUGCAACAAUUCAUCACCAAUAAACGCCUUAUGCUCUCACUCGCCGACGCUGGUGGACGCAUGAUGUACAGUAUCAAAGAUCUUUCUGAACUGGCAGGCUACACAUCCCGCGUCUACGGCCUCAUCUCCACUCUCCAUCGCGUCCACGCCUCUGCCUAUUACCCCCCGCGCGGCACAUCCCCAGAACCAUAUUCACUCUCCGACAUCCUUGGGACUCUCCAUCGCGGCUACGACGGCGUACGUCUUGAAAAUGUCCCACUCGUCGCUCCAGCCAUCUAUCCUCUUCCAGGUGACCCACUCAUCCCUUCCCUCUCCUUCACCAUUACUCCAGGUGCUCACGUCCUGAUCUCUGGUCCCAACGGCGCCGGAAAAUCAUCUAUCGCCCGCGUCUUAGGUGGUCUGUGGCCUGUUUACCGUGGUCUAGUGUCACGACCUCGUAGUACAGGCACAGAUGGCAUUAUGUUCCUCCCGCAACGGCCGUACCUCGCCAGCGGUACCCUAAGAGACCAAGUCAUCUAUCCGCACUCGGAAAUUGAUAUGCGAGACUCCGGCCGUAAAGACCAUGAACUCUUAGGCAUCCUCGAGGACGUACGACUAGGCUACCUGCCCGAACGGGAAGACGGCUGGGAUGUAAGAAAGGAGUGGAAAGAUGUCCUCUCGGGUGGUGAAAAGCAGCGGAUGGCAUUUGCACGAUUGAUGUAUCAUGAGCCACGUUAUGCAGUCAUUGACGAGGGCACAUCAGCUGUUUCUUCCGACGUCGAAGGCCUGCUUUACGAGCGAUGCAAGGAACGAGGCAUUACAUUACUGACUAUAAGUACGAGAGUCAGCCUCAAGCGGUAUCACGAGUGGAACCUAGAUCUUGGCCAAGGCGAAGAAGGUGAGGAGUGGAUUUUCGAUAGGAUUGGCACGGAAGAGGAAAAGGAAGGAGUGGAGCGAGAGCUUGAAUCCUUACGGGAGACGCUGGGGAAGGUAGAGGGCUGGCGGAGACGCAGGGAGGAGAUUGAGAAGGAGCUGGGCAAGGUGUGGGUUGCUGCGGAUGAGAGCACGGAGCGAGGGGAGGAGUUACCGCCGCCUGAAUAUGUAGAGAAGGAGGAUCCGUGA
This is a messenger RNA of Letharia columbiana, 2466 nucleotides long. RefSeq lists its product as uncharacterized. Gene Ontology annotation, molecular function: ABC-type transporter activity; ATP binding; long-chain fatty acid transmembrane transporter activity. NCBI's taxonomy places the organism in Eukaryota, Fungi, Ascomycota, Lecanoromycetes, Lecanorales, Parmeliaceae. Gene Ontology annotation, cellular component: peroxisomal membrane. The record is from RefSeq and is a predicted model, not a curated record. Bases 1 to 2466 code for a protein of 821 amino acids. Gene Ontology annotation, biological process: long-chain fatty acid import into peroxisome; fatty acid beta-oxidation; very long-chain fatty acid catabolic process. The transcript is spliced from 2 exons.